UCAGAUACAACACUAUUGAUAAAUAGCUGCUUGCUGAUACAUGUGCUGUACGUGCAAUCGUCUGCCUUACCAUUGGUGUGAAACAAUAGCACAGGAAGCAAUUAGGGUCCAGGAAUCAGCAACAAUAUUUCAUGUAUAGCAGUCUAAGGGGGGCAGUGAUACAGAGUAAUCAGCAGAUGCCGAAGGGGAGGGAGUGCCACUACCUGAAUGUAACUCUGGUAGGUAAACAUAAGGAUGUUUUACUUGAGAUAAAGCCGCCACACUUUCCCCAUUUCUAAAUUCAUUUACUGUAUAUAGUAUACACUCAUAAUACUAUAUUUGCAGUGGGCGACUGAACAUCUUUUUGACCUACAUCCUAACAUACUGUAUAAAAUCUGCAUCUCCUUGUGGCAAGGCAGGUUCAGUGGUGAGCAAGAUUGGUUUGGACAGAUGUCCAGGGUCGCUGGAAUUAGGGAUGCCGGGGGUGCAACAGCUUUGCAUGGCUUCUAUCAUAUACCGGGGUUACAGUUUUGUUCAUUGCUUUCAGCAGCUACACUUUAAAGAUUGUUCCAGUGCCAUUGCAGAAGCCUGGUAGGAGUAGUGCUGCCCACCACCCAUCAAAUAGGAUUAGUAAGUUUAAAGUUCUGCCAGUAAACCUCAUCUAAUAUGGUAACCCUGUAUCAUGUUGACAUUGUUUUGACCAGGAUGGUCACACAAGAAACGCCCCACGUGUAUUGUGUGACCAGGCCUUCAGACUAGGGAUGGAAAACAGAACAAGGUCAGAAGAGAAGAGCUGUUCCCAGAACAUCCCUUAUAACUCCAUGCCUUUUUCAAGCUCCCUAAUUUCAGGGGUCUGUUAAUAAGACAUAGUACUCAUAUGUUUUGUAAAAAGUGCCAAUAUUAUGAGUAAAUGAAUACAUUCGUUAAUGCAAUUGAAACACACACAUGACAUACAGACAUACCACUUAAGCUAAUUAAACCUGCAAGUUCAGCGCCAACACUGCCCCUAAAAUAAAUGGCCGCCAUGGUAACGGUUCUUAGGUAGCUGCGCCAAUCAGAUAUUACAUUCAACACGUAGUAAGUGUAUCAGCCAAUAGAAGCGAGCGAUAUUAAUAUGUGAAUGAGGUAUUGCUACAAGAAGAGGCGGGGGCUUAGGGAAACUAAUUAUCGCCAGUGGGUGUACAGUAAAACAGUUGCAUUGCUGGUGUGCUCGCCUCGAACUGUAAAUGCAAAAACGGGAGGAUUUGCAUGAUUUUAAGACCCCCAAAACACAGGCAGCCUGAAACAUGACACUGACGAGAGGAUCCUUCACCUACUCCAGUGGGGAGGAGUAUCAUGGCGACUGGAAGGAAGGUCGAAGACACGGGGUUGGGCAGUUAAAAUUCUCCGAUGGUACCUGCUAUACAGGACAGUUUGAGAACGGGCUGUUCAACGGCAGUGGAGUCUUGUCAUUUUCUGAUGGGUCAAGGUAUGAAGGGGAUUUUGCACAGGGUAAGUUUCAGGGGUGUGGAGUGUUCACUCGGUUUGAUGGGAUGAAGUUUGAAGGGGAGUUCAAAAGCGGACGUGUGGAGGGAUACGGCUUGUUGACAUUCCCAGACGGAGCUCACGGAGUCCCCCGGAACGAGGGAGUGUUCGAGAACAACAAGCUGCUGAAAAGAGAGAAGUGCCAGGCAGUGAUCCAGAGGGCGCACAGUGCAGCCAAAACAGCCCGCGGGCUGUCGGUAUGACAGCAAGGAGACAGCACCCAACAGGGACCUCAGGGAUGGAUGACAGGGUGGCACUUUGCUCUGUUUUUGUUUCUAUUCUGCUUGGUGCUCUGCAGUACUGCACUACAGUGCUCUGUCUCUCUGCAUUGCUUUGUGGUAAAGCCACUUUUUGCAUGGUUGGUUUUAUGGGGCUUAUCCUGCUGGGAGAGUAUCUACUCAAAAGGAGCGAUAUGGAGCAGAGGGUCUCCCCCUGCUUCGAAUCUCUAUAGGGCUUAUACUCCUGGGGCAGUCAAUCUCCUUAUAAUUUUCAGUGUGAUUCUGUUCUCUUGAGUUUUCAUUACAGACUCUAAUUGGUGAGUCUUAGCCCGUACAGAACAUCAGAACCACAGUCUAAAAGUGCUUAGCACAAGCCUGAUUUUAAACCCCAGAUAAGGGCUUUAUGACAUGCAGAGCUACAACACUGUGUCAUCCAUUGCUGACUGUUACAGCAUUCUAAUACAGACACUCUAACCUUUCAGCUGCUUAACGUGCAUUUGAAAUUUAAAUUAAUUUAUGGAAAAAAGCGUGAAUAGUAAUAUUAUUAUCAUUGUUCUUAUUGUUGCUGUUGUUAAUAUUAUUGGUAUUGUUGUCGACAUUAUUUAUUAAUGCUGAGGAAGCUUGCUUGAUUGUUUUUCACAUAGUCUGAAAAGAAAUACGUUUUAUGCUUGUAACAUUAACACACUUUUGCCUUAAUAUUGUGUUUUGUGUUCUGAAGGUGCAGCAUGUUAAUAUGGGGCUACCAGUCACUUGGUCUCCAGCCAAGUGGUUCUCUGCACUUACCUGCUUUAAGUAGGUAUUUGUUCUAAUCAGGUUCUUAGAAAAGAUUCCAACACAAUACAAAUUAUAUUGUCUCUGUAUCACACACAGGCUUGGGGUCAAUUUAUGUUUUUAAAUUCCAGUUCCUUUUUAGAAUCAAUUCCAAUUCCCAUUCUCUUUUAAUUAAUUCCAACACAUCACUGAUCAAAAUUGCAAUUUCGCAUUAUUCUGUUAAGAUAGUGGCAACACAUUACUUAAAUUGAAGUCACUGUUAGUCAAUUGCAUUUGCUUCAUAAGACGGCAGUUGAACAAUCACAAAAAUUAUUAAGUGUCUAAUAUAUCAAUAUCAAUUCCAAUUCCUUCGCAGGACUCCAGGUCAGACUUGUUGUCUUUUCACAAUGACUCAGUGAUCCAGUUAUAGAUAAGUCCACACUAGUGAUCAAGUUAUAUAAAUAAACAGGUUGAACCAGACCUGAAUUUGUAUUAAGAGCACCUAACAUUAACAAACUAACAUUCAUUAGUAGUUUAAUCAUUUUGUAUAAAAAAGCCCAGCCAUCUUGACUGGUAUAUUCAUUUAAAAUGGAUGUUCCAAGUCCUGGUUACCAAAGUGAGAUUCAGACUACAGCGUGACACAGCUCAGUCUGUUGACUCUUCCUCAUGACUACCCCUGCGUGACACGUUACAAGUAAAGGGAACUUAAAAGGGUUCCCAUGUCAAUAUCUAAUCAGGUUAAAGUCCAGUCUGACAUACCUUAGGACUGUAUUUGUGCCUGAAAGAAAAAGCGGUAAACAAAGUCAAGCAAAACAUAAUCCCACAGUUCUGAAGCCCGUGCUGUACACAGCCCACCUAGGCACAAAAUCAGAAGCAAAUGUCAAGAAUUUAAAAAAGUAAAGCCAAUGAAAAACACUGCAGUCUCCAAAGUGGAAAAUCUGAAUUUAAAACCCGCCUCUGGCUCAUUGUACCUAGUUAGAUUACAACAGCAGAAUCCGUCUGGAUCAUCCCAUCAUUUAAAACAUAACCCUGUAUAUUGUUCUUUAAACUGAGGCAGCCUUUGAUGUCCUUCAUUUAAAACAUAAACCCUCGGGCAUGUUUUGGCUAUGUAUAAAUUAUUAACCUGCAAGACUUUUUUGUAUUAAUUUUUUUUAAAUCAUCUUAUUUAUAGUAACCAGGAGUUGGAACAGACAUGACAAGCAUCAAUUCUAUACCAUACCAUAUUGACUGACUAUACCAUCACAUGUACAAAACAGUUAAACUACACAACAGUGUUAGUCCACGAUUUAAACAAUACUUGUGUGCAUGACCUCAUUGACAGAAUCAUAUUCCUUGGCCACAGCCCAUGUGUGGGUUAUGGGGGGCAGUUACUGCUGCUUUUAAUACAGAUAAGAAUAAUUGUUGUUUAAUUAUUAAUGUUGUAGAUUUCAUGUAGAAAACCUAUCCCUUCCCUCUUCUUCCACAAGCGUCCAAAUAUACAGGGCACUGUUUUUGUAGUUGGUGUGCUUCUAAUAUUCUUCAUGACCUUUUCUUUGAAAUAUUGCUGUGCUGCUGUUUGUGCCUUGAGCUUAAGCCUUGAAAAUGAUUCAAACCUUCCCCUCACCCCAUAAGCAAACAGAGGCCCAGUCCUCUUCCUGACAGCUCUACAAAGCGGUCUACACGGUUAUUGUUUUGGGAGGGGGGAUUUUGUGUGGGGUAGGGUUGAGCUAUUUAUGAAAAUGUUCACAUGCACCAUACACUGAGAGAGAUCACUGAAUUGCCUGCAGCAUUCACAGUGCAAAAGUUAUCAGGCCUCUGUUUUUAUUGCUAAGGUUUGGAGUUGCUGUUUGAGAACAGGGUUCUGAUUGUCAAAUGGUGGCUUUAAAAUCCAGGGAUGACCUUGAUAAGUGACUGCUGCAUCAUUUUUUUAAUAUUAUGUUUUUUUUCUAAACAGCAGUGCCCCCAUGUGGUUAAUCUGCUAUAUACACUUUAGAUGAAACAUGGAAUGUAAGAUUUAAAUAUUGUUCACAAAGACACUGAGCUUUCUAAGUUUUUGCAUUGUGUGCAGUUUGCUGUUAUGUGAAAGCUUUAACACAACUGUAACUAAGGAGUACUGAAAUAAAUACCUUUACAUUACAAAUA
Molecule: messenger RNA, 4592 nt
Organism: Polyodon spathula (Mississippi paddlefish)
Lineage: Eukaryota; Metazoa; Chordata; Actinopteri; Acipenseriformes; Polyodontidae
Product: MORN repeat-containing protein 4-like
Exons: 5
Coding region: 1266-1706 (146 amino acids)
Source: RefSeq, a predicted model, not a curated record